AUGGCGGCGGUGACUGCUUACAUGUAUCAAGCUCAGGCGUUGAUGAGGGACUACUUGCUAGCUGAUCCACUCGUUCCGUACACCUCUGUGCUCAUUGGCAUUGUCCUCUGCAAGAUGGCUUAUGAUUUCACUCGAAUACUGAGCUCCUUUUAUUUCAAGGGCUAUACUUCAUUGACAAAAAUACAGCGCAUCGAAUGGAACAAUAGGGGUAUGUCCAGCGCACAUGCAAUUUUUAUCACGGCUGUAUCAUUAUAUCUUGUCAUGUCGACUGAUCUUUUCUCCGACCGCAUCAAGGGACCUAUUACAUUCCGUAAUUCAAUAAUAUCCACUUCUGCAUUAGGGGUUUCUGUUGGCUACUUCAUCACUGAUCUUGCAAUGAUCUUCUGGCUGUAUCCUUCCCUUGGUGGAAUGGAAUAUGUCCUCCACCAUACUCUUUCCUUGGUUGCGAUAGCUUACACGAUGUUGUCUGGGGAAGGACAGUUUUACACAUACAUGGUUCUCAUUUCAGAGACAACCACCCCUGAGAUCAACUUGAGAUGGUUUCUUGACACUGCUGGACUGAAGAAAUCAAAUGCUUAUUUGAUUAAUGGAAUUCUGAUGUUUGUUGUAUGGCUGGUGGCAAGGAUAUUUUUGUUCGUGUAUGUAUUUUACCACAUCUAUUUGCACUACAGUCAGAUAAUGCAGAUGCAUGCCUUUGGGUACUACUUGACAUUUGUUGUGCCAUCAGUGCUCUUUGUAAUGAACACAAUGUGGUUCAUGAAGAUCUUAAAAGGUGUGAUGAAAACACUGGCAAAAUGGCCAUGA
Molecule: messenger RNA, 804 nt
Organism: Miscanthus lutarioriparius
Lineage: Eukaryota; Viridiplantae; Streptophyta; Magnoliopsida; Poales; Poaceae
Source: the annotation of a GenBank genome assembly